AUGAGCGGCUAGCAAAAAAUUUAUCAUGAUUUAGAAGACUUUUAAGAAGGUGAAGAUGUAAUUUUGACUUUAUAAGAUAAGCCAUUGCUUGAUUAAAAUGGAAAUCUUUAUGAUGAUGAUGAUAAUUAUGAAGAUGUGCUCGUUAAUCAAGAGAAAUUUGAAAACGAAAAGGCUAAUCACGAAUUAUAUUUAAGAUAAAAUGUUAAAAAGCUUGCAAAUGUUUAAUAUGCUCAUUUAGAUGAAAAAUUUGGUGAAGUUGAUAAAAAAGUUCUGCUUCCUCAUUAUGAAGAGAGAAAGUUAGAAAAGAAGGGUAUUAAACUAAAUGAAGAAGGAGCUUUCAGUGUUGAACAAAUGCAGUAAUUAGAUUUAAUUAAAUAAAAAUUGAAAAGCAAAAAGCAAAAUGUUGAAACAUUAGAUAAUCUAAAUGCAAAUUAAGUAGCAAGCGAUUAUAAACAAGAUAUAGUUAAAAAAGAAACAAAGGUUAACAAAUUCAAGAAGAAAAAGAAUGAUGAUGCUAGUAAAAAAAAUAAAGAUGAAGGAAAAAGCCUCUUGGAUUUCUUAGAGGAGAAUGCUGAUGAAGAGGAAUAAUUUAAAAAUAGGAAAUAAAUGAAAAUUGAAAAAAAAGAAUAAGAAUUGAAGUAGCAGCUCUUAGACUAAAAGAGUAAAAGAGAUAAUUAUGCCAAAGCUGUUGAAAACUCAAAAAAUGAACUUAUAGAAGCAUAAAAGCGUUGGGAGGGUAUUAAUAAGCAAUCUAAUGAUACUUCAAUAUAGAUUGAAAGUUCUAUGGAUUAAGAAAUACCUAAAAAGUAAGAAAUAGUAUUUGGUGAAGAUGAAGAUGAUUACGAACUAUUGUAGAUGAGCAUUGAAAGAGAACGCAAUAUGCUUAAAAAAUAGCAAUAAUAAAUUGAUGAACAACAAAUCUUGAAAACAAUCAUUUAGGGUUAACCUGGAGAAGGGCAAGCUAAAGAAAUUUUAUCAAAUGAAGAGCGUAUAAAGCUACUUUUGGAAGAAAGUAUUAAGAUUGAAGAAGAAACUAAAAAGCAAAUAUUUAAAAAAAAUGAAUUUGCAGCUCCUAUGAGUAAGUAGUAAAAGUCAAACAAAACAGAAAUUAGCUAAAUUAACUUCAGUGAAGAUCAACUUCGUUUUAUUGAAACUGAUUAAAACAGAAAAACUGAAAAUGAUAACGUUUAUUAAAAUAAGAUAAGCAAAACUCUAAAAGAUAUUGACAGUGGUACAACAAGUGUUGUAAAUGUAAAAAUGCCAACAGAUGGUUACAGAGGAAAGCGCUAUCAAGAGUAGUAAAAAGAAUAAGAAGAAUUCGAAAAAAGACUUUAAGAAUCAAACUAUACAGAACAAGAAAUCAAGGAAAUGGAGAAAGAGUUAGAAGAAAUUGGUUUGCACAAAGAAGACCUUGGUGUUGGUUUGAGUGGAUUUUUGCAAGAGCUUAAAGAAAGAGGUGUCCUUAUGGAAGAUAGUAACGAUUAUUCAGGUCGUAGCUUAGACAAAAAGCCUCACGAGGAUGGUACUUUUAACAAAGAAUAAGAUAGAAUUCAGUUAGAAUACAGAGAUGACACAGGUAAAAUCAUGACCAAAAAGCAAGCUUUCCGUUAUCUCUGUUGGUAAUUCCACGGAAAAGGACCUAGCAGAAAUAAGAUGGAAAAGUUAAAAGUGAAAGAACUUGAGUAAGAAAAGCUGAGAAUGAAGCAGUUAAGUGAAGAUUCCAUUAUUAUGAAAAACCUUAAAUCUGUUUAAAAAGUUACUAACCAACCUUACCUCGUUCUUUAAAAGAAAAAUUGA
Molecule: messenger RNA, 1797 nt
Organism: Tetrahymena thermophila SB210
Lineage: Eukaryota; Ciliophora; Oligohymenophorea; Hymenostomatida; Tetrahymenidae
Product: SART-1 family protein
Exons: 1
Biological process (GO): mRNA cis splicing, via spliceosome; maturation of 5S rRNA
Cellular component (GO): U4/U6 x U5 tri-snRNP complex
Source: RefSeq, a predicted model, not a curated record